This is a messenger RNA of Trichoplusia ni (cabbage looper), 13411 nucleotides long. RefSeq names its product phosphatidylinositol 4,5-bisphosphate 3-kinase catalytic subunit delta isoform (gene Pi3K92E). Lineage: Eukaryota; Metazoa; Arthropoda; Insecta; Lepidoptera; Noctuidae. Gene Ontology annotation, molecular function: 1-phosphatidylinositol-4-phosphate 3-kinase activity; 1-phosphatidylinositol-3-kinase activity. The transcript is spliced from 19 exons. The record is from RefSeq and is a predicted model, not a curated record. Gene Ontology annotation, cellular component: plasma membrane; cytoplasm; phosphatidylinositol 3-kinase complex. Bases 250 to 3435 code for a protein of 1061 amino acids. Gene Ontology annotation, biological process: phosphatidylinositol 3-kinase/protein kinase B signal transduction; phosphatidylinositol-mediated signaling; cell migration.
UAAGAAAAACAAAGAACCCAUAAACAAUUUACUUUGCUCGUAGUUUGUUGCACGUAAUCUUUAUUUACAAUUUCACAAAAACAUAUUUCAGUAACUUUAUUUCGUACGUUCAAUAUUUUAUGAAGUAUGUAAACGUUUCAUGAAAAGUUGUUAGUAGCGACCGAGUCGCUGCAGACGUAAGUUAUCAGUGAAAGUUAGUAAAAUGUCGCGGGGGUAAUUCGAGCAACCUGGGAAAAUAAUACCAAAACAAUGGUUCCUGCGCCGAGUUGUCCGUUUACGUGGGACUACUGGACGUCCUCGCCGUCGGACGUCGUAGAGCUCACGUGCCUGCUGCCGAACUCUGUUUACAUUCCUCUGAAGAUUAGUUGGGAUGCUACUCUUCAGGAUGUCAAAGAGGACAUUUGGUACCGGGCGGCCAACUAUCCCCUAUUUGGGAUGUUGCAUGAGAUGUCCAGCUAUGUUUUCCAAUUCGUCAACUCUCUUGCGGUACCGGAGGAGGUUGACGAUGAGAACAAGCGCAUCCGUGACAUCAAACCAGUAUGCGGUGUUCUUAUGAUUGUGAAGAGGUCGUUUGAAAGACCUGGAGAGCAAUUACUAAACACUCAUAUAAGUCAUUUAAUUGGAAAACGUCUAAAUGAAUUCGACAACAUUCGAAGUUCGGAGGUCAACGACUUUCGGGUGCGAAUGCGUUACCUAGCCGAGGAGAGUCUUAUAAAGCGAGCACAGAGCAACUGGCUGGAGCGGUUGCGGUAUCAGUGCCCACCGAGGCUGGCGGACCAGCCGGAUAUACCGACCACGCUGAAGAGCCACCUCAACCAACACUGCUUCAUACUUGUCACCAAAUUCGCGAACACUGAGGUAUCAUUCUCAUCAAGCGUCCCGGCAACACGGACGCCGCUACAGCACAUCGAAGUAAUACUGCUAAAGCUUGCAAACUCCUUGAAUAUGCGAGGGGAGCACGCUCAGAACUACGUCCUGAAGGUAUGCGGCCGCGAGGAGUACCUGUUCGGCGACUACCCGCUGAUACAGUUCCUGUACAUCCAAGAGAUGCUGUCCACGGACGGUGUGCCGCAAGUCAUGACUGUCAGCAUGGAUAAACUGCCGCUGACGCUGAGCCGAGACCUACCCUACUACCCUUACUGCCUGCCGGAGCGUAGACGCCUCACCUCGGAGCACUCCAACACGAUGCGCCGCAAGAAGAACGAGUCCUCGUGGAACAUACAGAAGGACUACUCGUGCGUCGUGCAGAGCGUCAGCAAGCUGAACGUCGACCCCGGGAAUGUUGUUUCGGUUGUAUGUCAAGCCGGUAUCUUCCACGGCGGCAAGCCGCUCUGCGAGACGCAGAAGACUCGCGCGGCCGUGAUCUCUAAGGACGGCGUGGCGCAGUGGGACCAGGAACUCACCUUCCCCAUCCAGGUCUGCAACCUGCCGCGCAUGGCCAGGGUCUGCUUCGGCGUCUACGAGAUCACCAAGAGCAAGAGCAAGAGGAGAGGGAAAGACUCAAAUAAGGAGGGUGUAAACAGACUGACGUGGGCGAACACGAUGAUCUUCGACUACAAGGAGCAGCUGCGCACGGACGGCGUGACGCUGUCGAUGUGGACGCACGUGGCGGACGACACGCAGGGGGACGACCUCGUGCUGCACCCGCUCGGGACCGUCGUGUCCAACCCCAACACCGACUCCUGCGCCGCGCUGCAGGUCAAGUUUUCCAACUACGAUUGCCAAUACCCAGUGCUAUUUCCAAAAGACGAGACAAUAAAAGACUACUCGGAUAACAUUGAAAACGUGUCGCCCGACGUGAUGGAGAGGCUAAGCAGAGACUACGAGAGACUGAGGGCUACUGCGGAGAAGGAUCCUAUGUAUGAAAUGCACGAACAGGAGAAGAAAGAUAUUUGGGCUUCGAGAGAGCGGUUCCGCCUGGAGGCGCCCGAGCUGCUGCCGAAGCUGCUGUCGUGCGUGGAGUGGGGCGAGCGCGGCGAGGCGGCCGGCGUGCGGCGGCUGCUGGCCGCCUGGCCGCUGCUGCGCGUCGAGAGCGCGCUCGAGCUGCUGGACUACGCCUACACAGACUCCGCCGUCAGGAGCUUCGCCGUCAAGUGCCUCGGCAAGAUCAGUGACAACGAUCUCUUACUCUACUUACUACAACUGGUUCAAGCUUUGAAACACGAAUCGUAUCUCAUGUGCGACCUCUCAGUGUUCCUACUAAAGAGAGCCUUCAAGAACAUGACCAUCGGACACAAUCUAUUUUGGCAUUUGAGGUCUGAGAUGCACGUCCCGUCGGUGUCGGUCCGCUUCGGGCUGCUGCUGGAGGCCUACUGCCGCGGCUGCCAGGAUCACAUCAACAGCCUCACCAGGCAGAUCACCUGUCUCGACAAACUUAAAUGGGCCAGCCAAUGUGUCCGGAAGAAGAAAGAAAUAAAACAAGCUCGAGCCGCUCUCAUCCAACAUCUACAAGAGCAGCACUGUGUUGAGACGCUGUGCGACUUUGUGUCGCCGCUAAAUCCUAGCUUUGUUUGCAAGAGGAUCAAACCGGACGCCUGCCGCGUGAUGGACAGCAAGAUGCGUCCCCUGAUGCUGGACUUCGAGAACGUGGACCCGACCGGCUCCGACAUCCGCAUCAUACUGAAGAUCGGCGACGAUCUACGCCAGGACAUGUUCACGCUGCAGAUGUUGAGGAUCAUGGACAGGCUGUGGAAGAAACAUGGAUAUGACUUUAGAUUGAACCCGUAUAACUGCAUAUCAAUGGAGUACGCGGUGGGCAUGAUCGAGGUGGUGGAGGACGCGGAGACAGUCGCCAACAUACAGAAGCAGAGCGCGCUCUUCAACGCGGCCUCCACCAUCAACAAGUCUACGUUAUUACAAUGGCUACGCAAGAACACAGAAAACAACGAGGCGGCGUUCAACAAGGCCAUCGACGAGUUCACGAUGAGCUGCGCGGGAUACUGCGUCGCUACGUACGUGCUCGGGAUCGCGGACAGACAUCCCGACAAUAUCAUGGUGAAGAAGAGCGGACAGCUAUUCCACAUAGACUUCGGUCACUUCUUGGGCCACUUCAAGCAGAAGUACGGGUUCAAGCGCGAGCGCGUGCCCUUCGUGUUGACGCACGACUUCAUACACGUCAUCAACAAGGGCCAGAAGGGAUCCGGAGAGAACCUACCUAUAGACUUCAAAAUAUUCAGAGAGCACUGUGAAACCGCUUUCAAGAUCCUCCGCAAGCACGGCCACCUGAUCCUGUCACUAUUCUCCAUGAUGAUCUCAACUGGUCUGCCCGAGCUCAGCUCCGAGAAGGAUCUGCAGUAUCUACGUGAAACAUUGGUAAUGGAUUUAAGCGAAGAGAAAGCAAUGGAGCACUUCCGUCAGAAGUUCACAGAAGCUAUGAAGAACUCGUGGACGACGUCAUUCAACUGGGCCUUCCACAACUUCGACAAGAACAACUGACAGUGACCCGUGAGCCGGCGGCUCAAGCGACAGCCGUCCAAGCACACGCCGCAGACGUUGUAGGUACCACACACUUUACCGCUACAACAGUCAUUACUCGCCCAUGUGUAAAUAAGGCGGUAAUAUCUAAGUAAAGUCUUUUCAGUGGUUAUCAAUGUCUCAAGUGACGAGUAACCAAAUACUUCGCAAUUUAGUUCUAAGACGCGCUUAACUCAUACCUCUCCUCAAGGAUACAUUUAAGCACGUCUUACAGUUAAGUUGCGUAUCAGUAUUUAGGCGUAAGUUCACUAAUUAAUUAUAAGGUCUAUUAUAGAACGUCAUGGCGUACGUAAGUUGCGAAGCUUUGCGGUUUGCUUGACAUAAAAAAAAUGUCGAUCAUACAAGGCCAUCAAAAAGUCAUUACACAGUAUAAUCAGUUCAUUUUACCAUUAAUUAGUGUACAUUUUUUGAGGUUUUUAAUGAACAGAUUGUGCUAUCGAUUUAUUAAUUACAGUUGUUAAUGAACAUUAGUCAUGCCUUAUUGAUCAGUAGUAUAAUAUUAUAAAAUGUUAUACAAUUUUAUAUCAAGACGAUUCGAUAUUACGUUAUCCGAGAUAUGGGUUUGUAAUAAUAACCAAUACCUUGUAUACCGAGCGAGUGACAAUCUACUUAUAUAGGGUUUGAUUGAAUACUUAACUCAAUUUUGUGAUGCUCUUAACUCUAUAUUAAUUCAUUCAGAUAUCAUGUGAAUAAAUAGACUUAAGAACAUCUUGGAAUUAAGUUUUGUUUUGUAUAGCGUUAAUAUAAAUUCGCCAGAGAGUUGAAAAAUACUGCUGAUAUUGCCUUGAUACAAAAACAUGUAAUACCUCAGUUCUUUAGAUUGUAAGCGUUUACGUCUCAGGGUCUAGUUUCCUGAUUGAUUAUAAUCAUAUAAUAUUAUAAUUACAUUAUAAUUAUAUGUAAAUCUUCCGCAGUCAAAUAGUCAUGUCUUCCCGAUUGUAGCUUAGUUUUACGAUAUAUUAUAAUAAAUGUAUACAGGGUGACUGGUUAAACAAGGGUUGUAUUUUAAUUACAUAAUUUAAAUUAAAGAUUAAUAUAAAAAACGAGGAGAAAUGGGAGGGUUGAAUAAUAGGAUCUCCAUUUUCAUAAAAAUACAUCAAGACGACAACGUCAUUGUUAAAGCGCCCUAAAAAUAUAUAUUUAGUGUGAUAUAGAUCCUUUUUUGUAAUCGGACAAGGACAGGACGUUUUUUCCGUCAUUUUAUGAACCAAUAGAUGGAAAAUGAAGAAUUAAAUAAACUUUGGAUUGGUGUCCCUUGUUCAACCAAUCGCCUUCCAGUCACUCGCUCCUCAUAAUGUCUACAGUGAACCUGCUUCUUACUGACACCAACGUACGUUCGAAACGGCCAUCGCUCGCAAUCAUCGCGCACUCUGUACGUAGGAACGGAUUUAGUAUCGGGUUGGUCCCGUUCACAUGGGUUAUGUUGCGAAAUAAGAAACCAAAUGCAUUUGUUGAUGUAGAUAAACCUGCCUUUGUCUAUAAAACUAGAGGAAAAUAAAAGAUAUGGUCUUUUAACUACUACAACAGCCCAUCAGACAAAAUCUUAAAUAUUCUCAGCGCGGCUAAAUUUUUUAUGCUAGCCCAUUAUUAUUUGUGCUAAAAAGAACAAACUUAUGAUUUGUGUAAGCUACACUUGAAUUUUAGGGAAAUUGGCAUAUAUUAUUCGAAAAAAGAUUGUAUUUAUGGUGAUACCUUGCCUGUUGGUGUAAAGCUAAAAGCUUGAAAGCGAUAUGAUCCACCAGAGCUAGGCGCUACCGCCGGGCAAAACAAGCGCAAAAGAGGUUUUAUGAACUGAUAGAAUCAUAUCAUCCUUAUGAACGAAUUGCGAAUUGUCAGUCACUUCAAGAUACUUAGGUCUCAUGCUAGUUUUGUCACAAUCAACUGAAAUGUAGAGACAAAUACACCUAAACAUCACUCAACAAAGUGACAUUCUUGAAUACGCCUGAUAGAAGUUUGAAAAAUCAGCUGGUUUCAAGUCACAUGUGAACGGGACGUGGUUGUCCAAAGACUGAUAGUGUUUAUGUAGAGUGGUGUACAGUACGCGAGCUUACGCGAUGGCCACUGCCUAGUAUAGUUAUGCGAUACCUUUAGACCAUGAUAUUGUGUCGACACGUCUAGAACCCUUAGCACAUUUUAAUGUACAGUUGUCAAUACAAUGUUGUGACUAACACGGAUAAUAACAUAAAAAUUGCAGUUUUUUAAGGUGUUGCAAUAACCAAGCGACAGCAAUUGACAUCACUUAUUGCUAUCAAAUUGCUAAUUUGUUAUAUGCUAUCGAAAAACGCGUUAGCGAUUUGACAGCAAUAUUUUUUCGAAUGUUGUUAUUGCUUUGAUCUAGCAAAACACGAAAUAAUGCCCACGGUAAUAAAAUCUACUCGGAAUGUCGUUUUAACGAUGACUCAACUACAAAUCACUUUAAUUACAAUAUUACGACGGUAUAUAUGAAAAAAGCGAAACUCAACCUUACUGCUCUAACAUUAAAGGUUUAAAUUAAUUGGAUGUAACAGUCAACUAGGGUCACAGGAAAGAAAACAGGGGUGUGGUUAAGUAGACAAAUUAUGACUUCUAGACGAUUCGAAGAACACCUGCAACUUGUAAGACACAAUGCAUUUCUAAAAUGUAUCGGUUUGACUUAGACUUGUGCCGAGACAUAUGAUGACGUCACACAAUAUACGUAUGUUAUCAUUAAUGAGAAAGUUAGACUUAAAACAAAAAAAAAACAUUAGAAUUACUUUAUGUGUGACGUCAUUACGUCUACGGCCCCAGACGGUUUUAAGGUGUGCGGCGGCGGAUUUGGCUGUGAUAUAACCGCGCUGCGUAUGCGCAUAUAGGUAAAGAAAUUGCUUUUAUUAUUAUUUUUGAAAGUUAAUAUAAGACGAUAUGAAUUACUUAAACGUCAAACUAGGCAUUUAUGUUUGAUAGUUAAGGUAGGGUUACAUAACGAUGUUAUUCUAACUUAUUCUUUGAAUAGUAUUCGGGAGGGUUGAUAGCUGCUCACUUAGCAUUAUUGGCUUUAUUUAAAUUUCUAUAUAACUUAUAAUCUUUGUAUAGAACGGAUAUAUCUGCCUAUAAAAAAAACUAGAAUAAAUCAUUUAGAUGUUAAUAACAUUUGUAUUUACUAUUUAGUUUUGUUAGUUGUUAGAAUUCGGAUCAAAAUUGUUUUACUCUUUAGGCUAAGGCAUGCGUAUACUAGAUAAUUGUAAAGGUGUAUGAAGGGCAGGAGAGAGUAGGACACGCCGCCGCAUCCCUACAACCCUCUGUAACACACACAUAGGCACUUUUAUAAUGCACGGUAUUCUAGAAGCUAAUGUAGGGCUAUUGGAAGUGAGACCAAAUGUAGGUAUCCACCAGAUCUGGAAACCGCACCCAGAAAACAUGAGUUUCACUUUCAGAAACAAUUGUAUGAAAUUUCGGAUGUGUGCGGUUUUCUGGUAGGACGAAUUAAGGUAAUGGGGUGUGAAUAGAGAGAGGUAAUAGUGAGUGAAAAGGACGGAGUGGUUUGGAAUAGUUAAAUGAGUUUAGGGAAUAAUUGUAUACAAUAUACAGCCGAUACUAAAGUAGAUAAGGUCAUGUGCAUGUUGGUUUUGUAUUGUACUUGGAGAAAGGAAAAUAUCGUGCAUUUACAAAGUGGACACAUCAUAAUGUUAGGCGAAUUGCUCUCACUCUAAGCAUAGAUGUAAUUAGUAAAACAUAAACAUAGACCCACAUCAAAGCGAUCAUACUCUUUUUACCGAGUUCUAAUCGAGUAAAAUUUAAAUCGAUUAUCGAUAUCGAACCCCGAAAAGAGUGUCGUCGCUACUCGAAAAUAGUUUAAAUCAUAGGCUUAGCAGUAUUAUAUUGUUCAUAUUCGUAAUCAGAAUAAAUUGCUUUUAAGUUUUUUGUAUAACUUCGCGCUACCUCAAGCUGUGUGUUGAACAGUUGCCUCGUUAAAAUCAUAAAACCAUCGGAAUACUCUAGGUACUAGUUGAGUGUGUGCGCAAAAAAUAGAGAACAUGGUCAUGGUGACAUUGUCUAGAGAAUAUGGGCCUGUAAGCACAAGUAUCGAAAAAUUAUUUGUUGAAGUUCCGUCACUUGAUUUUACAGUUGGCUUAUAAACUAAUUCGGUUGACAAAUAACGAUGAACCCUAGAUCAUUGGUUGAAUAGUACUGUUCAUGGAUCUAGAUGUCUGCAAUGUAUGCGUUUUCACAUUAAAUAUCGUCAACCUUGAAUGAACAACCGAGUUACGAAAAAGUCCGAUGGUAGGUUUGAAAACAAUUGGCACUUGAAAAGUUCUAGUGAAAUAUACACGAUCGAAGUCGAUUGAUGGAAUGAAUAUGCCUUAUCAAUGUAGUUAAGUUGCUGUUGUGAACGGUUUUAGCGAAUUUCGAGAAAUGUAACUACCGCUAGAUUGAUUAAAAUAAAAAUGUGUAAGUCGUAAAAAUAUCAUCUGAUUACAAGCAUAGGAUAUCAAUGUAUUACAGAAACAUACUAAAAACAUGACUCAGAAAAGUAAACAUUAUAGAACGGUAAUACGAAAAUAGUUCAACAUAUAAAAUCUUCCGUACUGACAUGUCAGGUCAUGCAUUUCAGUCAAAACCAUAUUUACGAAAAUGGUUUUAAUUUCUAAUUUUCUGUAGCAUGCUAAAGCUUAUUGGCAUGGUAACUCGUUUAUCCUGAAUCAAUAGUGAUAACAUCUUUGGCAUUUAAUAUUUAAUUCCAUCUAGCAUAUCAGAAUUUUAAAGUGGUAUAAUCGAUAUUAUCUAUACAUACAUAAUGUUCAUGUAAUUAGGCAGAUCAAGAAUAUCUAAACUUACUUGGAAAAAAAUAUAUAAUACACCAUCAAAUAACAUCUAUAUCCGUAGUUCAAUACAUAACCACAAAAACAAAUUAAUAUCAAAAAUAUAAUAUGUAUUCACUAGAAUAAAAUUACGAAUUGAAGUCUAGCACACAGUUUUAUGAUAUACGGAAUUCUUAAUCAAUACAUUUUAAUAUUCACGAUGCAAUAUAGACUGGUCUUGGUCAUAAAAAUAUUACCGUUUAUGGUUAUCUCAUAAUUAUGAAAGACGUAAAAGCGAAUGAUUAUAUACCGGCUUGUACAAUGAACUCUUAAGAUAGGUCUGUGGGAAUUGUGAGUGUGAGACAGCGCUAUAUACUGUAUAUAGCGGCGUCUUGCUUCCACCACGCUCACAUUUCUAUUUGCAGAGCCCGAUGUUGAAAAUCAAAGUUAGUAUCAAUUUAAAUCUUACCUAGUUCAAGUCGUUAAAAUUUGUUCGUUGAUAUUAACUUAAUAGGCAGAUACCCGCUGUUACGCAUAUAAAAUAGAUUUAAAUCAAAAUGUUAUCAAAUAUAAUCGAACAUUAGAUACCAAUACAUUCUUAGUCUAUAAUGUUAUACAUGUCAGUGGUAAUCAAAUAUACAUAGUCUUAACAUUUAGUCUACAGUGCAGUCACAGCUCUUGAAGUAGGUCUGUCGCUAUUGUGAAAGAGAUAGCGCUCUACACAGCGACUAUCGGCAUCUCGCUUUCACAACGCCAACAGUCCUGUUUAGAGCUAACAGACGCGCAGAUAAGUCAUUUCAUAGGUUUAUAAUAAGGAAUAGGAAAUAAACGCUCUUGAAUCGCUGACAAUAUGAAACGAAAGUAUCGAGCAAAUAGUCGAUUUGUACAAUAUUCCUUUUCAAGGUAUCCCUCCAUUUGGUGGUUUUAGAUAUCUCUGUAUUUAGUUUCAUUUCUAGCAAGUAUUAGGAACUAUUUGUUUCCUGGAUAAUAUUUUUGUUUAUCACUUAUCAACCCAUAACUUCUUUCUGGGUUUCGAACCAUCGGUUAUCUUAGUAACAACUACUUUUUGCCAGUUUCCUCUGCAUCUAAGGUACAUGUUGAUUGAGGUAUAUUAUGGAAAAUGUACGGUUCCAACACUUACAGACACUUACUUGGAACAAUGUUUAAUGAAUUGAAAUUACAAUUUCACAUGCUCGUUCCAUAAUUUUUUAUAAUUAAAAGUCGAUACAAUAAUUAUAUGCCUUGCUACUAGGGAAGAAUAAAGCACUUAGCUAUAUUGUCAAUUAAUCUCUCAGUGAUAGCGUGAUCAGAUUCACGAACUGCCUUCGAAAAUCCAGAUUAACUCUCUUUAUCUAGCAUGAAAUACCGCCGUUGCCUUUUUAGUACAAUUUGCUACAUACAUAUAAGGGUCUAACAUUCUGACCCCGAAUUUCUCAUACUGCAAAGUCAAAUACUGAAAAAAAUGCCAAGCUAUGCUUAAAUUCAGCUUGUAAUAAGCCUCAAUCGAAUGGAGGAUUUCAAUGGAAAUCUUAUCUUCGUAAAAAACAAAAGACAAAUUUAAUUACUGUUGCCUUUUAAAUACUAGACAUAUCGUAAUUGAGCCAUUCAAUAGUUUUAGAUAGCCGAGUAAUAAUAAAAUUAUGCCGUGAACGUUCGAACGACGUAUUUUGUUACAUACACCAUGCUUUGACCAUGAACUGUCAAUUGGAUAUAAUUCGCCGUGAUAUCUCAUGUCACUUAAACGGAUAAGCUAACUUGCGUUUGAAUUAACGUUUACGCAAAAUACAUUCGAAGUUCAUAGGUUAAUACCAAAAUAAAUAAUAUUUGCGUGGCUUUUGCUGCAACGAUUGUUACGUGAUGAUAUUGUACUAGACACAGUUGUUGCCAUUUAGUUCAGGUCUGCCACUGCCUUCUAAAGUAUGGUUGUUGCAGAUGUUGAAGCGAGACGGCGUUCUACACAGUGUAAGCUAUCUUGCUCCCACAACUACAAGUCUUUAUGAGGUGGUCUAGGGCUCCAGAUCUGUAUAAUCCGUGAUCCGUGACGCGCGAGGAGAAACUCGAUGUAUCGCGGUUGUGACACCGAUCUCCAGAAUCGAAUGAACGAAUCAUUUUAUUAUUAGGUCAAUUUGACGCGAUGAAACUCAUUGUCCUCAAAUGUUGUAUUUGUCCAUCUGGGUUUAAACAUGCAAAAUAUGGUUUUACAGAAGUACUGUCAAAGACAAAGUUAGUUUCAUUUGUGGUCUUUCUUCUUUACGUACGUGAAUUAAAUAUUAGUCAAAGUGCUUAAUGAAUACUUUUUUAUUAAUUAAGCGAAAUUAAAUAAUCACAAUAAUACUAGUAUUUUGGUUAAUAUAAGUACUUUCGGACUAAUCAUCGUCAUAAUAAUUAAACAUCACUUUAAUUAUCCAACUUCUGCUACUAAGUAAUUGUGGUUUCUUAGGUUUACGCGAAUGUUAGACAUUGAAAUGAAACUACUUUUACGGAUUUUAUCGCGUACUAUGUAAUUGUCUCGAAAUUACUAGAUGGUUAACGACUGUGUCUACAACAAAGAAAAAUACAAAUGGUUUUUGAAAUGUUGAUCGAUACACAAUUACUCACACUUAAAGCUUAUGUGUAAUUAAAAACUCCAAUUACAGCAAAUAUAUGCAUAAAGGCCAAAAUAAAUCCAUCUGUCUGUCUGCCACAGUUUUAGCUUACAUUAACUAAAAGAAAUGUCACAUACAUUUGUACAUUAGUACAAUAAUGGUAUUGUGUAUAUGAACCAACAUUCACGCCAGUAAAACCACAAGCGAAAUCUAGUAACAUAAAACCAACUGUUCCAAUUACUUAUACAUGUAUGCGUGUAUCGAUCAGCCCAAUUAGGAACAGCGUCUAUGUAUAAGAACGGUAAUCCAUACACUGCCAAUAAGUGAACAGUAGACUGAUCGCCUUCUCAUUAGUUAGCAAUAGUUUAUACGAAUGUAUCGCGUAUAUAAGAUACACGAACUCUGUUAUUAUUGCUAGGAGAGAUAGUAUUGUUUAUGUAAAGUUUGGAUGAGGAAAUUGUAUCAUGUUGGGGUAUGGAGUAACUUUGCUUGCGAUGCGUAAGGCAAUUUCUCGAUUUGGCUGACUCUUUUCACAAGAUUUGAUGAGGGCGGUCUUAGGGGAUUCUUCUGUAUACCCAGGGCCGAAUCAACCAUCUCGGGGCCCCUAGGCAUGAUGCUGGCUCUUGCCCAUCUGAUCGCCACAACCGUUUUGGGUAACACAAUAUCCAAUAGUUAGACUGGUUGUCGGGCAACUGAUAAACAUAAGACGCUUUGUGUAGAUAACUGCCAGCAACUUUUAGUAUUUCGGGCAAUAUUGGAAUUCUUCCGAAUUUUCCUGUUUAAACAAGUCAUAUCAAUAUCUAAAAAGUAUCAUUGUGUGGCCAUAACACGACACUGACAGAAAUUGCUGAAAAACACCAGCAGAUUGCCUUUAAAAAAACUAUCAAUAUUAAACCUUUAAACAGUUUUUGGGAGCUAAAUGUAUAUACUUAGUUUAAUUAUUAAACUUUUCACCCAGUGAAAUAUCCAUUUGAUACGAUGAUGCAGUUUCCUCAUGUAUAAAGUAUAGUUCCAUAAGCUAAUUGCCAUGAAAGUGCUUAAUAUAAAGCCUUUCGUUAGAAACAGUAGCUUCCCAUGCCGAGUGUGAACGUUAUCGUGUUAUAAUAAUGGUUUCUUAGAUGUAAUAGUCACAGUAAUUAUAUAAUGGACAUUAUCAAAGAUGGGGACUAGAAUAUCUCUUGACUUUUGGGCCGUUGAUGCAUGGGAUAUGACAUGGUCCAGUUACCCUGGACUUUAUGGACACGCAAGUUGGUUCCGUCGAGUUCAAUGCGUGAACAAAAGCAAGUAUGGUUAGGAGUGGUGUGUAGACGAAGAUCUGUCUCGUGUGUGACUGGUCUUACAUCUAAAACUUCGGAAGAUGUUUUCAGCAUGCUAUAGUCUUUGUUAAAUAUUAGUAUAGUUGAGAAUAAAUUGUAUUUGUUAUCGAAUUGGUUUAAUAUUUACAGGCAAUCGUUAUGUCCCCAUCUAUCCGUACCGGGAUAAUAAGACAGAAAAUGCAGUUUUGCGUUAACAACCAGGAUAUUUGAAUAACUAAGUUUUUUGUUUGAUUAUUCCGGUCAAUACACACCUACAUAAUAUUGUAUUUAGGAUAAACAAAUAAUAGACUAAUUAUAAACGCAGCUGAUAAUAAAUAGAGAUUUCUCUGAUUAUAAUUUAUUAUAUACUAGAUUAAUACUUCAGAAAUAAAUUAAUAACAAUAUAAUUUAUUUCAUGAAAGACAAGCAAACUCACUUUGGAUAUAUUCUUGCUCUGUAUGAAGCGGUUUGUGUCAUCGUCAUCCCAUAUAAAAUAUGUAUGAUAACUAUGUAUGGCCCAUGGUAUACCGUGUAUGUUAAUGCUUCCUAUGUAGUGCUAAAUAUCAACUAGGUUUAAUUAAUUGUAAAGGUAUCGUUGCGCGAGGGGCAAAAUUCUAUACAAUGUAUAAUUACUACUUAGAAAUUGUAUUUUUUAGUUUUAAGUUUUAAAAGCUUAUUUUGUAAUAAGCAGAAUGAGAAUAUCAAAGCAGUGAAAAUAUGAUGUUCGUCUUUAAGUUCGAGUGUUGACAUUUAGUUGUCAGCGGCCAGCAGUCGCCUCGCAUCGCGCAACGUCACAAUACAUUUUUAAUUUACACAAGUUCCGUUUGUGCAAUGUAAAUAAUAACGUCUUAUUUAUGAGUGAUAAUGAGGACAUUGUCAGGAGCGCUGUAGUAUGUGUAAAGCGUAAAUGAAUGUUUGAAUUAUGUUUUUAUUGUAUUAUGCACGAUGGAGAUGUGUUCGGUCGUUGUGAUACUGAUGCCGCCCGCCCCGCGGGAGCCACCAGUAUAGAGUUAUCACCAAAUAUUAUUGAAGGAAUAAGUGUUAGAGGAUCGUCAUCGAGUUUAAUAUUAAAUAAUACAAACAUUAAUUAGCCAUAUUCCUAAUUGUUAUAGUUAAGUAUCACGAUACAUCUCAAGUCUACAUACAAUAGUUCCUUUGUCAUGUGUCAUUUUGUAAUCGUACUACUAACGAAAUGUGUAAUAGAUUCGUUUAUUGUAUAAAGUAAUUUACUGAAAAAAAUAUUUGCAUCUAUCUCAAAUGUCAUUUUAUAGAAUAAAUUAAAAUUAUUAUAUUACGCUUA